Messenger RNA from Ostreococcus lucimarinus CCE9901, 1671 nucleotides. RefSeq lists its product with no specific name. Gene Ontology annotation, cellular component: nucleus. Gene Ontology annotation, molecular function: pseudouridine synthase activity; RNA binding. Gene Ontology annotation, biological process: mRNA pseudouridine synthesis; tRNA pseudouridine synthesis. The record is from RefSeq and is a predicted model, not a curated record. The transcript has a single exon. NCBI's taxonomy places the organism in Eukaryota, Viridiplantae, Chlorophyta, Mamiellophyceae, Mamiellales, Bathycoccaceae. Bases 1 to 1671 code for a protein of 556 amino acids.
AUGCACAAAACCUGCGCCUUCCAACGAACGCUCGCGCGCGGCGUCCUCACGGCGCGCGCGCCGCGAACGAGCGCGGACGCACCGCGCUCGAGUCGUAGAAUCACCGCGCACGCGCAGACGCGCCGCGAGUCCCAUCGGAAAGUCGAUGGGAACGGUGGCAAGGAUUACGCGCAAGUCCGGCACCAACCAGAUCCGAGCGCGCAUCCGACGCACUUGAUUCCGGAUGAUUUACGCGCGCCCGACGUCGACGACGCGCGGAAAAAGAAACCAGUGGCGAUUGUUUUGGCGUACGUCGGGCAAGGGUACAAAGGGAACACGCACAACGCGCAGGCGCCGCGAGGGACGACGGUGGACGACGUCGUCGAGGACGCGCUCUUCGCGUGGGGCGGGAUUUUAAUGCCAAAUUAUCGCAGUCGCGGGUUGCAGCGGUUGAAGUGGAGUCGGAGCAGUCGCACGGAUAAAGGAGUGAGUUCGUUGUGCACGGUGGUGAGUUUGCGGGCGGAGAUCGAUCCGGAGGUGUGGACGAAGGACGUCGAGGCGAGGGAGACGGCGAGAGAAAUCACGAAACAUUUGCCAGAAGACGUGGAGUGUUUCGCGGUGUACAACACGCCGAAAUCGUUUCAAGCGCGAAGAGAGUGCAUCAUGCGCACGUACGAGUACUUGCUUCCGGCGCGGGUGUUAGAUUUAGAGCGCGGUGUGCUCGAUGCGAGCGAUGCCGAGCGAUUGGAACUGUUUUCAAAGGCGCUCGCGGCGUUCGUCGGCGCGCACCCGUUUCACAAUUAUACGAAACGGAAGCAGUACACGCGAGAGGCGAUAGGAAAGUACAGCGCGAAACGGCGAGACGCGCGCGGUAAGUUGGCAUGGAAAGGGCAAGAGGGUGCGGUCAUGGACGAUGGAUCGGACGAAGACGUGGAAGGGGAGCACGGCGAGGAGGACGAGGAGGAGAACGUCGUCGCGUCGACGUCCGCCGCCGAACACGACGACGGGUUUCCAAAACACGUCGGUGAACGCAGGCGAGGCACGUAUUGGUUGUACGAAAGCGACCCGAACGACAAAAUCGGCCCGUCGCACUUUCGAAGGAUUCACAACUUUACCGCGGGCGCGGAUGUCGAGCGUAUGGAAAUCACGAACGACGACGGAUCGAAGACGACGAGCGAACCGUUUAUUCGCGUCUCCGUUCGAGGGGAGUCGUUCAUGCUGUACCAGAUUCGCAAAAUGAUCGCCAGCGCCGUGGCGGUGAGUCUCGGUCAUUGUCCACUCGAGUUCCUUCCCGCGUCGCUCUCUCGACCGUGCCGCGCGGCGAUGCCGCUCGCGCCCGCGUCCACGCUCUACCUCUACGACGUCGAAUUCAUGAAGUUUCGCGUCAAUCACGACCCGUCGCAGCCGAACCGUUUAGAACGGCUCGAGCCGUCCGAGAGCGUGCGCGCGGACUUGGCGCGUUUCCAACGCGAAAAGCUCGAGCCCGCGCUCGCGCCCGCGCUGCUGAACGACGAAUGGGACGACUUUAAGGAAAACUUGAAGCAAGGCAACGUCACGCCCGAGCUCUCGCGCGACAUCUUAGCCGCGUACGAGACGUACAAGGCGAACAGAGACGAGGCGCGCGCGUUACAGGACGCCGAAGAAGCCGCGGCGGCGGCGGCGGCGGCGGCGGCGGCGGCGGAUUCGCCAUGA